AUGGUGGCCGAAACAAAGCUCUACGAUGCUUUGAGUAUCAAACCCGACGCCUCCCAAGAGGAGGUCAAGAAGGCCUAUCGCAAGGCCGCCUUGAAACACCAUCCAGACAAGAACAAAGAUGACCCUAAGUCAGCCGAGAAAUUCAAAGAGGUCUCCCAAGCCUACGAAGUCCUCUCCGACCCUGAGAAACGCAAAGUCUAUGACCAAUUCGGCCUCGAAUAUCUGCUUCGCGGCGGUCCCGCACCGACGCCCGGCGGUGGUGGAGGAGGAGGUGGUGGUGCCGGUGCCGGGGGCAUGCCCGGAGGAUUCAACUUUGCCGGCAUGCCCAGCGGCGGUGGCACACGCACAUUCCAUUUUAAGACUGGUUCCGGUGGUGGUACUCAUGGCUUCAGCUUCAGCCCUGCCGACGACAUCUUCCGAGAAUUCACCAAGUCCAGUGGGGGAGGCGGUGGUGGAAUGGGUGGGCUUGACGACGACAUCUUCUCCAUGCUCGGUGGCAUGGGAGGUGGCGGCGGCGGUGCUAGUUUCCGCAGUCGUCCAGGCGCAGGGGCAAGCUUCCCAUCGUCCAAGGCGCACCGUGCCCCAACUCCAGAGCCAACUAUCAUCGAGAAGGAUCUGCCGCUCACGCUAGAUGAGAUCUUCAAAGGAACGACCAAGACUGUGAUUGCUAAGAGCAAGUCGUUCGAUGCCAGUGGGAAGCGCACUGUAAAAGAUGUGCCCCUCGAAGCUUCGAUUAAACCUGGCAUGCGUGCCGGUACUAAGAUCAAGUACCGGAAUAUUGGAGACGGAGAAGAAGGUGGCCGACAGGAUAUGCACCUGAUUGUGAAAUAUGUUGACCACCCAGACUUCAAAGUCGAGCGCGACAACCUCGUUACCACCGUCGAGCUCAGUCUCAAGGAGGCUCUGACCGGCUGGGAACGCAUCGUCCGUACCAUCGACGGCAAAUCCAUCCGCGUUUCCAAACCCGGUCCCACACAGCCCGGCCACGAGGAACACUACCCAGGCUGGGGCAUGCCGAACUACAGGAAACCCAGUGAACGGGGUGACCUCGUCGUCCGUGUCAAGGUCACAUUCCCCAAGACCCUGAGCGCCGAGACAAAAACGAUCCUGAAGGAUAUUCUGCCUUAA
This is a messenger RNA of Penicillium cataractarum, 1128 nucleotides long. Its product is annotated as putative DnaJ domain protein Psi. Bases 1 to 1128 code for a protein of 375 amino acids. Lineage: Eukaryota; Fungi; Ascomycota; Eurotiomycetes; Eurotiales; Aspergillaceae. The transcript has 3 exons. The record is from RefSeq and is a predicted model, not a curated record. Gene Ontology annotation, cellular component: cytosol. Gene Ontology annotation, biological process: translational initiation. Gene Ontology annotation, molecular function: protein-folding chaperone binding.